Camponotus floridanus (Florida carpenter ant) is the source of this 482-nucleotide messenger RNA. RefSeq lists its product as uncharacterized. The transcript is spliced from 3 exons. The coding region runs from base 171 to 482 and encodes 103 amino acids. Lineage: Eukaryota; Metazoa; Arthropoda; Insecta; Hymenoptera; Formicidae. The record is from RefSeq and is a predicted model, not a curated record.
UCUUCCGUUUUCUGUUACAUUUAAAACAACAGUUCUCCUCGAAACGCACCGCGUAGUUAUUCUUAUCUGCGAUCUAUGAAAGGAAAAACGUGGUUUCGACGAUAAUAUUAAUUAAUAUCUCGAUCUAAAUCAUAAAUUUUACUUAUCUCGUCCGUCAUAAAUCGAGCAUCAUGGAGCCCAUUCCGCGUCCUGUCCCCAAUAAUCAUCACGAAGAUGAGAAUGAUAUUCGACCGAACGAUAAUGCCAUUGGAAGAGAUAAUCAUAUAGAAAUUGAAAAUGAUAUUAUACCAAACGAUGACGCUUUAAGAGAAAAUAAUCAUCUCGAAAAUGAGGAUGAUAUUGAACCAAACAAUGUCAUUGGAGAAGAUAACAUGGAAUUUGAAGAUGAUAUUGAACCAAACAAUGUCAUUGGAGAAGAUAACAUGAGAUUUGAAGAUAAUAUUGAACCAAACAAUGUCAUUGGAGAAGAUAACAUAACAUGA